Molecule: messenger RNA, 6337 nt
Organism: Pomacea canaliculata
Lineage: Eukaryota; Metazoa; Mollusca; Gastropoda; Architaenioglossa; Ampullariidae
Exons: 4
Coding region: 528-5150 (1540 amino acids)
Source: RefSeq, a predicted model, not a curated record
AGUUAUGUAAGCUCUGUAUAGAACACUUUUAUUGUAACUUCGGUUAGAAGUUUUCAAUCAUUCUACGAGACAAAAGAGUGUGUGCUUCAUCUGCUCUUUGUGCAUAGGCGUUAAUUUUUAUAUUCUUUUUUCGAUCAUGGUCAUCGCUGUUGAUAGCGAUGUGGACGGGAGGUAACUCCAUCAGUCAAGAAUCAGGAAGUUGCCGCCCCAUGUACGGGUAUUUUUGGUGGCCGAUACGCAGACAAAAAUCUAGAGAUCCAGAGAUGAUGACUUACAGAUGAAGCUUAACUAUGAUGUGAUGGCUCAAGAAUCCUACCUACAGCCUAACAGUGUAACAUAUAUGAGAGAUUGGAUUUUUUUUUUUAUCACCUUGAAGUGAGAAAGAUUUCAUGAAUCAGUGUGACAUAUAUCAGAGAUUGGAUAUUUUCUUUGUCACCUUGAAGUGAGAAAGAUUUCAUAAAUCACGUGGUCCACCAUACUACAUUUUCUACCGAGCGAUAGUGGAAGGUAGUCAUUAAAGUGACAAGAUGAUGGGUGUUCCUGUGGUACAUGUCCCUCCUGGUGAUGUGGGAUCAUCUGCCCUAGCUGCAAGUUUCCAACCUGCCCAUCCAUCUGCUGCAAAAUUAACUGAAGACCAGGUACCAUCCUCCAGAGAGGAUACAGAGAAGGCAACAAGUGCUCAGGAGUUAAACUUAGCCAGGAAGUGUUUGACCCUGUCAUCAGAAACUUUCCAGCAAGUGGGUGGAAGCUUAGCACCACAAAGCACACAGUUACUCCAGCCUGCAGUUCAUUUAUUACCACAGGGAGCUUUUUUAAACCUUCCAAACACUGUCAGAACAAACAUGGCGUCACCAGGUCUUCAGCUUCCGUUUAUCAACAGCAUGAAUCAUAAUACCAAGCUGUCAUCAGCUUUACCAUUAAUGGUAAAUGGUUCACAGACAUGCCGAGUAAAAACACCUUCAUUGACACAGUUACAGAUAAGCAGGGCACAGAGUAACUCUGGCAGUUUAUUAUUGGCUGAAGCCACUCAAGGACCAGAAGGUGAUAGUAGUAGCUCACAAAAACACAGUCAUGAUACCCAACACGAUGUCCUUUCAAGCAAGCAUAAUCUUGAUUGCCUACCAUCUCAGUCGCAGAAUGCACAAAUGUCACCAAUACAAGACAAUGAUAACAUUGUAACAUCCGCUGAUCGGUCUGUGAUAACUGUUUCUUCUCAGCAGAAUCAUGUAGCUUUGGUGCCUUUAUUUUCACAGUUUCUUCCCCCUGUGACUAUAUCAGCUGGCAGUGAAAGGCAUACACAACAUCCUCUCACCCAAAUCCAAGAGAAAUAUGAGAAACCAAAAGUCAUUUCCAAAAAAGUGUCUGCUUCCAAAAUCAAGAAGAACCAUUCCAAAGAGAAUUACAUGAGAACACUUCUAACAACUUCAGUGGAAAAGAUGUCAGUUUCUCUAGACUCAGACCCUGUUAAUGGAGAGCACAAUAAUGCAGAUACCAUAUCUGUGACUCUUCCAUCGCAGAUGCAUGCAGACGUCAAAGCUCAUAAGCCUAUGGGAACUGGACAAACCCAUGAAAAGAAUGCAGUGGAUAUGGCAGCUAAUAAUUAUGGAGUUGAUGGUGAUGACAAUGAAAUAGUCUGGCUUAACAAGGUAGUUAAAGUUAAACCGUACUGUGAAAUCAAGAACACAGCUCCUUGCACUUGUCACUGUCCUAACUUCAACAUUAGGAAUUUCAGUGGAGCUGUGGGCAGCACAUGCAAGGUUGCAGCAAACAUUGCUGUUGAAGGUGAUGAUGACAUAAUCUGGGUUAACAGAACUAUUAGAGGCAAACCAAGCUGUGAUUUUCACAGUACCAAGUGUUCUUUCCGCAUGCAGAAUCCACCUGGUGUCAUUGUGUUGGAUGAUGAUGACGACAACGAUGUUGAAAUACUAAGUGCGGAGUCAGUUAGGCCUGUUCCGCUUCCAUUAUCAAGUGACAAUCACACUGCUACUUCUAAAGACUCACAUAUAAAAAUUCAUUCUAAAUCAGAAAGUUUACAAGGAAUUCCUUCUGCAGUUUUGGAAGUUCCUUUUAGUGAGGAAACUAGCUCAGUGAAACAAGAAGGUACAAAAUCCAAGUCUUAUCUCAUAAGCAGUGACCACACUGCAGGAGCAUAUGAUGUUGUCCCUGACAACUCACCUCAGUAUAGAAGUAUCCAUUCUGAAACAGAAAACAUACAAAAGCAGCCACCUUCUGCCAUUCCUCAAAUUGAUUCUGGUGCAAACACUUGCGUAGCUAGACAGCAGGAAAAGCAACUUGCAGGUGACUGCUCUGAUCAUGUAACCCAGCAUUUAGAACCGAUAUACAAUCAGAUGAUUGAUGCAAGCUUUCCUUUGAAUGUGCAAGCCUCCAUUCUUCAGCCAGGAGGUGGCAGUGGUAAAGACUAUGUAUCAACCUGUGAUGCUGGGGACUUUGUAACACCCUCAGCAACAGCUGGAACAUCACAUUUGUUGGAAGGUUCAUUGCCAAACAGCCAGCUUCAUAGUUCAUUUUCAGAUAAUGAUAACUUGGGAUUUUUUAUCAGUGAGGUAAAGACUGUCACACCCGACUUCAACCCUCUUCAUGAGCUCUCAUCUGAAGGAUUUUACGUGUGUGGUUGCAUGUUGGGAGAGUGCAAUUUCAGUACUCAGUUUGCUUCUAUCUUUGAAAUGCAUUUGCAAAAGAGCCAUGCAAAGAGUAAAAUAUUUACUUGUGUACAUUGUGGGAAGUUGGAAGAGAGCAACAAAGAGGCUGUAGACCAUCUUCAGAAACAUUUGGACCAGAGCAGAGAUAUGAUACAUUGCACACAGACAAAUUGUAGAUAUAGCUGUAUCUCACCUGAAGAGUUCUUAGGGCAUACAGUGCUUACUCACCAAGAUCUUCCUCAUCCUAUUUGCUGGAACUGUCACAUGACCUUUACAUCUCUCAGUCAGCUGGUAGCACAUGUCAAAUACAAUUUACUACAGAUGGUGCAUUGCGUUUAUUGUGAGGCGGCAGACACCAGCAUUGAACGCAUUCUGAAGCAUGUAGAUAAAAACCAUGCAAUGGGCAAGCGAAAGUAUGCUGUUAAAAAGGUCCUUCUUUGUCUGGAGAGGGCAUCAAACCAUUGCAAAAAUGAUGCUGUGCUCGCUGCUGCAGAGAAUGACUCAUCAAUUAUUAGCGAGAAGCAGGAGGGGCAUUUAAAUGCAUCAGGUGAGGUGCCUAAUGUACUAGGCAAAGAGAAACUGUUAAAAACAAGAGAAAAUGAACCUGCUGAAAAUGAACCUGAUUCUUUAAAUGAGUCAGACAACAUUGUCGAUUGUGAAACAUCUGUGUUUGAAACUGUCUGGAUAAAAGAGGGCUCACAUCAGUUAGAAAAUUGCAUCAAAAACACGAUAAUGGAAAUGCAAAGUCCUAUGGUAGAACAUGAAUUGAAGGAAGCUCAUAGGGAUAUUCAGAAAAGCAGCAAGUUGUCUUCUAAAUCACUGUCUUCAAACAAAAAGCAGCAGACAAACAAGCAAGAAUUUUCAGAUAAAAUUCAGCAGAAGUGCGACAGUAUUACUUUUGGUCCUAAAGUGACUCCUCCCAGCAGAAAGCAGGAGGCAAAAAAAAAAUAUUACCAAAAGAAUGAUAUGCUUACUCCUAGUCCAAUGCUAACUCCUUCCCAUGAAAAGCAGAAGCAGACACCUUCCACCAAGCAGAAGCAGAAGACAAAAGGUCAAGAAAUGGAGGGUAACAAAAUUCAAAAGGGUGGUGAAUUAUGUUCUAGAUCAUCCCGUUCCUAUGAAAAGCAGGAAUUGAAAGUUCAAACAAUUGCAGUUAAAAAAGUUGAUCAACACAGUGGCUUUGACGCCCCUAAUAUGUCUCAUUCAUGCAAAACAGUACUUGAACAAAAUAGGGAAGUGCAAAGAUAUGAGUGCACAAUCUGCCAGCAAUAUUUUGCAAAGAAAGCAAACCACAUGCAGCAUAUUCAUGCCCUUGUUCCACUGAAUCCCAGUUUGCUGGCAGAAAAUUUAAGUGAAAAACAUUUUUCAACAGACAUGAGGCAAAAAACUGCAAAGUAUCCUUUCACAAGAAAAAGAUUAGCCCAGGAGCAGGAACACAGCCCAUCCAAGCAGACUUUACUGGCAAGCAUGAAGUCAGAAGGAGGAGCACCCAAAAUAACCCUUUCCAGCUCACUCAGUCAGUUACCAUUCAAACAAUUAAGAUCACACUCAGAAUCCAGCCAAACUGACAGUGAAUUAUCAGAUCAAACAGUCUGUAGCAGUGAAAACUCAACAUCUCCAUCAAAAGAAAUCAGGUAUUGUUGUCACAGCUGCCCGCUUACCUUUACAAAUAGAAAAAAGUUUUUUAAACAUGUGCACCAGCAUAAUUUAUGUAAACAUUCUAAGGACCCAAUGUGCUCUUUACUUUCUACGCCUGCAAAAUAUGCAUUGACAAGCACGGACAGUGCACACUCUCAAGAGACACAUGAUCUUAAAGUGGAAGGGACUAAGAAGGAAAGCAAAGAGUGCAUCCAGCACUGUGAUGUGAAACAACAUCUUGAUAUAUCAUCAUCAAGCUGCAGAAAGAGAUCUGGUGUGGUAGAGAAAGAUGCAAAAUCUUCCCAUUCAAAACACAGAAGACCAAACCAGACUGUACAUCAAAAAGGUACAUCAAAAUGUCGUGAUUCAUGUGGAAGCAAACAGUCUACUCAAAUGGACACUGAGCAACCAGGGAGCUAUAACAGCAAGCCAAAGGCAUUUGUGAAACUUAAAAAUCAUGAGAAACAAAAGGUCUUGUUAUCUUGGCUUGUAAGUAUGUCUAUCACCAAGAAAGCCCUUCAUGAAGACUACAUCAUCAAUGAAGAUGACAUCCAUUUGACCCUAGAGGAUAUUCCACAUUCUUGUUUAGAUGAUAGUGUGAACCUUAGUUUGGUUCAGCAUUUCUUCACUGCUGAUGCUUGGAAAUUGAUAUAUGCUUUAAUAGAGAUUAAGAAAGAGGAGCCAUGGCUUUGCAAAUGCUGUGAGAGAACUCUUAAGAAGAAGUCUGUGGGGUGUGAUUCCUGCCUUUGCUGGUACCACUUUCAGUGUGCUGGCUUAUGCAAACAACCCAAAGAAGAAUUUUGGUUCUGCAAGUCUUGUGAAAGUGGGAAGUGUGUGCCCUUUCAGCCCUAAGCUAAGAAGUCAAGAACAACCCGUCAAAGAGUACAUUAGAUUCUAUGCUGUGUUCAGAAUAAAAUGUCUUUAAUCUUUGCUUCCUAGCACCCACUACCAUUGAAAAGCUAUCCUGAAGCUGUUUGUUUUCAACAACUGCACUCUCCUCGCCCACUCACUAGAGACACUGCAGUCAGUCAUUAACCAAUAUGCCCAAACAGAGCUCCUGAAGAAAGUAGAAGUAAUGUACCAAAAGCCUCAACAAGCUUACGGCAUGGCUUCACAGUGUAAUCAAAAAUGAGACCGCAAUAUCCAAGGACUUUGACAUAAUCUCUCUAUCAGCUUGCACCUUCUGACACUCACUGCACAUCAUGCAAAUUUAGCUCUAUGGAGUCAUUGUUGUUCUGGUGCUGCUAUAUAAAACAGAGGCAUAGAGCAGCAGUUAAAUCACUUCCACCAGCGCUGUCAGGAAUUAUUCAUGGGCAGUAGGGCCAUGCCUCCAGGUCUUGGAAAAGGCAAAUCUGCCCCGCGUUGAAGAUAUCCUCUUGAUCAAGCAGCUCUAUUGGGUAAAUGUUAUCCGUAUGGAGAACUUUCCCCUGCCCAAAGCUGUCUUUUAAUUGGAACUGUGCAAUGGCAGGUGAGUAGAAGGUGUCAUCAGCAAUUGCUUCAAGGAUUAGUUCUGUGUGAGUCCUUUGAGGCCUCUCAGAAAGAAGCAGUAGAGAAAAUAUGAAGGUGAAGGAUAAGUGGCCUACGCACGUUAAAAUGUCAUCCAGUGACACUUUUGCCAGAGGUCUGAGUGUGACCAGACAGCAGGGAUUGGCCAAUCUGAGGGCUAUCCGUGUUAGGUUUUUACACUGUCACUGGUUUCCAUGCACUAUACAGAAAUAAUAGAAAUUUUAUUGAAUUCUAUUGGCAUUGAGUUGUUAUAUUGCUAUUGGAUGUUAUUAUACUGCUAUUAUAUAUUGCUCUUGACAUUUUCAAUUUUAUUGCACAGGCAGCAAAUCAGAAAAAGAUGCGAAGAAAGAAAAGGAAGACUUGUAACUGAACAUUGCACAUGUAUGUUCUCUGAAGGAUAAAGAUGUGUUUCACUGACAGUAAAACUUGUUUAAACUUUGAAGAAAGUAUCAAGAUUAUUAUCAGUUUUCAAAAUUUAGUUUGUGUUGCCUUUUUCAAUACUCUUUUACCUAGUAAACAGAACUGGAAACUUG